ACACACACACACACACACACACACACACACGGGAGGCUGAACAAUAGUUGAGCAGCAGGAGACGUUCAGGUCGGGAUAUAUACAGCUAUGCUUCUACUGGUGCUUUUCCUCUGAGAUAUUUCUCCUCAGUAUUGUCUCUGCACAGGACUAUCACUCUAUCACUGCCUCUAAGGGUCAAGAAAGCGACUGACCAACCAUCACACUUUAUCCUCUCCAUUCUUACUUCCAAAAUGUUGAGAGCUCCACUCAUCAGCAUCUGUGUUGGGCUCCUCCUUAUUAUCAGCAGCAAGGCAAAGCCAAAUGGAAAAGACAAGAAAACCAAACAAGUCGUGCCGGAUAUAGAUUGCGAUAUGCGUGCAGGGAAGAUCAACUUCCCAGAAUUCCUCGUCCGGUGCCCUUCCAAUUGCCGUGAGACCAAGGAAAAGGUUUAUGGGACGGGAGUCUUUGCCUCCAUAUCCAGCAUCUGCAAUGCUGCUAUUCACAAUGGGGUCAUUACAAAUUCUGGAGGAAAGGUGAUUGUAAAGAAGAUGGCAGGACAAGCUCAGUAUAAAGGCAGUUUUGCAAAUGGCAUCCGCUCGCUGUCUCUCCCCAACUGGAGAGAAUCUUUCACUGUCUCAGUGGGCAAACCAAAGAAAGGUGUGAUCUACCCUGCUACCUUGGAAUUGAUUUCUUCAAAAUCCACAGUGCAAACAAGUCAGAAAGAAGCCAGAGUCUUGGCACUCCCCACCGCAUUGCCCAUGACAGCAGCUCCUGAGCCAAGAACAACCACACUCAAGCCAACCACAACCACUACAACCACCACAACCACAAGCCCACCCACAACCACUCGCACCACAACUACGACCACCACUGCGAAGCUACGGGCUGCAGUACAUAAAGUCAGAGAUGCAGGCAGAGGCAUCGGUCACCCGUACCUUGCCUCGGUGGCUGCAGCAGCCAGUGCACGACAGACACAGAAUGGCCAAGCGAAGGGUCUUUCUCAAGCAUUCAGAGGUGGCUCAGGCUUCGCAGGUAGAUACUCCCCUCGUAUCAACCCAGUUGCACGCAGGCCUGAAACAGGUACCAAUAUUAGAAGACAGCCGCCAGCUCCUCCUACUUCAGCUCUUGUUCGGAGAAAAUAUCCACAUCCUGCCAACGCUCAACCCGACUGGUUUUCUGGUCAAAGAAGACCAACAGAUAUUAGUAACUCUGAGCCAGACACAGGCUACACUUGGAGCAAUGUGGAUCCUGUUGAUUCUCCAGCUCCAGACCCAAGACCAGAUAUUUCAGAGUAUGAGCGCUGGUAUUAUAACUUCGGACAACAUUCUUCUCGGACAGCUGAAACAGACAAUGGGCCCAGGCGCCUCCCAGAAACCCUCCACACGAAAGUGGAGUCGGGGGAGGUGUGGAAGCCAGAAGGGAACCCUUCUGAUUCAGACUUUCCAACCUCUCAAGAUUCAAAUUCUCAGGGAGACCCAAACUGUAAAGUUGACAUCGCCUUCCUCAUGGACGGCAGCUGGAGCAUCGGAAAGCGUCGCUUCAAGAUACAGAAAGACUUCCUGGCUGAGGUUUCCCAAGUCCUCAAUGUUGGCAUAAAUGGCCCAAUGAUGGGGAUUGUCCAGUAUGGGGACGAGGCAGCGACAGAGUUCGGUCUGCGCCAGUUCUCCAGCUCCAAAGAACUAAAACCUGCCAUAGACAAGAUUCUCCAGAAAGGCGGGCUCUCCAAUGUGGGGAAUGCCCUGUCCUACAUCAACAAGCACUUCUUCAGUGACGCUAAUGGAAACCGAGGUGGCGCACCCAAUGUUGCUGUGGUGCUGGUGGAUGGCUGGCCUACAGACAAGGUGGACGAGGCUUCAAGAUUGGCACGGGAAUCAGGCAUCAACAUCUUUUUUGUUACCAUUGAAGGCCCAGAUGAGAGCGAGAAGCACAAUGUAGUUGAGUCCAAUUUUGUGGACAAGGCUGUGUGCAGGACCAAUGGCUACUACUCCCUGCCAGUGAACAGCUGGUUUGCACUGCGUAAGGCUGCGCAGCCUCUGGUAAAGCGCAUGUGUGACACAGACCGACUCAUGUGCAGCAAGACAUGCUUGAACGCCAACGACAUCGCCUUCGUAAUCGACGGCUCGAGCAGUGUAGGUACCAGCAACUUCCGCACUGUGCUGCAGUUCGUGGCCAACGUGACUCGUGAGUUCGAGAUCUCCGACACGGAUACGCGCAUCGGUGCAGUGCAGUACACGUAUGAGCAACGACUCGAGUUUGCGUUUGGUCAGCAUAACACCAAGGCUGAGGUCCUGAAUGCCAUUCGCCAAAUCAGUUACUGGAGUGGAGGUACUAGUACGGGUGCUGCCAUCACUUUUGCUGCUGACAAGCUCUUCAGCAAGUCCAAGCCGAACAAGCGUAAGAUUAUGAUUGUCAUCACGGAUGGGCGUUCCUAUGAUGAUGUGCGAGCACCCGCUCUGGCAGUGCAACGCUCAGGUGUGAUUGCCUACUCGAUCGGCAUUGCCUGGGCUGCACAGGAUGAGCUGGAGUACAUCGCCACGGAUCCAGACAAAGAUCACUCUUUCUUUGUGGAUGAGUUCGAUAACCUCUACAAGUAUGUGCCAAAGAUCAUACACAACAUAUGCAACGAGUUUAACUCUCAACCACGGAACUAAGCCAAGCAUGGACUGAUGGGAUUGGAUCAUCUAGAAGCCAUGAUUCCACCAGAAGUAUUUUAUGAUGUAGCAGUAAUGUUACUGUUUAUAACCCAUAUAGGGCCUUCUUCUAGCAUUUGUGCCAUUAUUGGGAGAAGAUUUGGGCAGGUUCCAGAGUGUGAAAAGUUGAAGCGUUCCCUAUAGAACAGAUAUUUUUUAUGGGGCCUGAAAAGCUAGUUCUGAUGUUAAAGAAGCUAUGCAGCAUGCAUGGCUUCAAACAAGUCGGUUAGCUAUAUGUAAGGGAUGUGAGUACUUGGUUGCUGAAUAGCAUAUUAUAGGUUAUAUAUUUAAAUAGCACAGUGAUAACACCUUAAUGAUAAAUGUAUACAACAAAAGUUUUGCUAGCUUAAUUUACAUAGAAAAAUCAUUGCUCUAUUUUUUUUUUCAACAAUUUACCCAAGUACAAGAUUCUUCUAAUAAAUAUAAUAUCACAAACAAUUUUAUGAUCUAAAAUGUAUGUUUAAAUGUAUGUAUGGGUUUUCAAAAUGUAAUUAUUUUUGUAUUAUUUGUGGCUCUUUCGCAUGCCUAGAAAUGCAUCUGUUUUCUAAUCAUGCAAGUGAUAGAUUCUAAUACUUUAUGCAUGUAGCUGCAGGAUACAUUUUUAAGCCUCAAUAUCAGCCCGGUUUUGACUCAAAUCAAUAAUCGUUUAGUUAAGUAAAACUUCCGAAAAUUUCUCUACCGUAAUUCAAACAUACAAUUGAAUUUUCAUUUAAUUUCAGCUAAAGAUUUUUUGAAUUGUUUGUAAUAUUUUUCUAUUUGUACAUAUGUAUUUUUUUUUAAAGACAACAGCCCCUUGCUUUUUUUACUGUGUAAGUAGCAGA
This is a messenger RNA of Silurus meridionalis, 3490 nucleotides long. RefSeq names its product vitrin (gene vit). The transcript is spliced from 22 exons. Gene Ontology annotation, biological process: positive regulation of cell-substrate adhesion; extracellular matrix organization. The record is from RefSeq and is a predicted model, not a curated record. Bases 231 to 2630 code for a protein of 799 amino acids. NCBI's taxonomy places the organism in Eukaryota, Metazoa, Chordata, Actinopteri, Siluriformes, Siluridae.